This is a messenger RNA of Giardia duodenalis, 6231 nucleotides long. RefSeq names its product High cysteine membrane protein Group 1. The record is from RefSeq and is a predicted model, not a curated record. Lineage: Eukaryota; Fornicata; Diplomonadida; Hexamitidae. Bases 1 to 6231 code for a protein of 2076 amino acids. The transcript has a single exon.
AUGCUUUUUGCGGCGUUGGCGGUCCUGUUUAGCUCUGCGUCCUCUCCGGGAUGCAUAGAUCCUACACAGAACCCAGACGGCGAGUACGAGUGCCAGCACGGAGGCGUCUGCACGAGGUUCGAGACGCUUCUCAGCUCCGGCUUUAUCUGCGACUGUCCUCGCGGGUCCUUCGGCCGCGCAUGUAACUUCUGCGACCGGUCAUUCAUGCUCAUCAAUGAUCGGUGUGUCAGCCCCGCUUGCGUCCUUGAUGGUGUGAGCGUUUGCGGGGGCAGCGGCGAGUGCCUCUACACCGAGGACACAGACUCAUGGUCGUGUUCGUGCAGAGAUGGAUUCGUUAACAUCGCAGGGACGUGCGUCUCCUCCUCAUGCAUUAAUCCAGAGAGUCCGGAUCUCAUUUGCAGCGGCAACGGCAGCUGUAGGUCUCUUCCAGGUGGGGAAACAGGCGAUGACUAUCUCUGCGACUGUAACGAUCUCCACUUGGGCGACCAUUGUGAGGCAUGUAAUCGCAGAACGUCUAAGCCCGUGACUACAAACGGGGUGACAGAGUGUGUUUCCCUGGAAUGCUUUACUGAAGAUGAGGAGCUACCCUGCGGCGGUCACGGACACUGUGGCAGCUACCCUGUCGAUGGGAAACUCUCCUAUACUUGCAUGUGCGGGUUUGGAUACUCUCUCGUGAACAAGACAUGUGUAGCAUCAUCGUGUAUUUUUGAAUACAGUAACGGACAUCAUGUCUGCGGCUACGACGACUCCUUCAAGACGGCGUGCGUAGAAAGUGCCCAAGGUGAGUGGUCCUGUAGAUGCCCGUCCGACACUACAUUCAUGGACGGCUAUGGCUGUGUUUCUAGCCAGUGCAUCGAGAAUAGUGGCGAGCCUCCAUGCGGUGGCGUUGGUGGAUGUUAUGUAUUCCAGAUUAGCGGUGAGACGAAGACGUACAAGUGUCAAUGCCCGCAUUACACUGUUGGAAACUUUUGCAAGACUUGUUCUCCUAACGAGGCAACGAACAUAGACGGUGUUUGCGUUCCUAAUGAUUGUAUUUAUGGCAACACAUCGUGUAAUGACCACGGGGUGUGUCAUAGUCUUUUAGUUCAUAGCUUCUGCGAAUGUGAGUCGGAAUUUGACACUGUUGAUGAGAUGAAGCACUACUGCGGGAUACCGGAGUGCCAUGACCCCAACACAAAGAUGCUUUGCUCCGGGGCUGGUGCGUGUAACGAGCAAACGCGGGUCUGCGUGUGCAUCAACGGUUUUCAGUAUCAAUCAUAUGGCGGCUGUGUUCCUGAUAAACUAAUUAACGAGAAUGGUGUUUGCAAUGGGCGCGGAACGGCCUCCCUGAAGGACCCGUGGGACCUUCCUGCCAACGAAAAGCUUAAUGCCACAAACCCCGAGCAUUGGAUCUGCGUGUGUGGUACUCUAUACACUGGCGAAACUUGUGACCAAUGCAACCCAUCAACAUCCUUCACGCCAACAGCUUCCCCACCAGAAUCACAACCUACGGGUGCUCCUCCUCAACUACCAACUUGCACGCCUCGUGAUUGUUAUAAUGAUGGGUAUGAGUUGAAGGAUCCUGAUCCUCCUGUCGAUCCUAAUCAGCCGUCUGAUCCUACUUAUAUCGAUCAGCCUACUAAGCUAUGCACGAAUCCUUUACAGGAGAAUAACAGUCCCUUGGGUACGUGUGAGAGCUACAAGAUAGAGGACGAAGACAUGUUCAUAUGCACCUCGAACGAUCCGAAUCAGUACCAGCAGGCCUAUAAUUCUUCCUCCAUCUAUCCCGUCGCCUGUACGACACCGGGACAGCAUUACGUUCGCCAAAAUUUCAUGUGCGGGCUUCUACAGGGCAAAACAGCUCCUCUUGAGAUCAGGAUGGUUAGCUGUAGCACUACCGAAACCAACGGUUACAACUGUACGUGCAAUGGAGAGUACAACUGGGUUAGCAGGACGAUCAAUGGCGUGAUACACUACAGCUGUAUGCACGACGAGUGUCUUAACGAUGGGGCUACUUCCGGGUCUUCAGACAUUAACGACUAUUGCUCCGGGCUGGGCGAUUGCAUACUGGAUCUUACUGGAACAACUCACACUUGCGCCUGCAGCGCCAACGCCGUGUUCUACAAGAAUAAGUGCAUUCCAAGAGCGUGUGUUUCUGGGUGGAAAGAUGAGCAGACGCCAAUCAUAUGCGGCGGCCGUGGAACCUGCACACACUGGGGAGACGGCGACUGGGGCUGCAAGUGCAUGGAUGUCGAUCACUAUACUUACGUGAGCGGGGGCUGCUAUCCGAAUUCUUGUGUCUAUCUCUGGCAAAAUCCUACCGAUGGCGCCUCAUACAUCCAACUCUGCGGUGGUGAUAGCGUGGUUGCAGGGGGCACGUGCAUCGUUGACGAGGCUGAUCCUUCGAAGUCCUAUUGUGAGUGCAAUGCCGACUUCGUGAGAUAUGGGCAGACGUGUGUGCAUAAGAAGUGCACAUCUGUGGAUUAUCACAACGACUUUCAGGUAACCCCCGACUCCAUCUGUUCUGGAAACGGCUACUGUCUGUUCAACUCCCGUACCAAUAUGUCCACCUGCUUCUGCACGAAGGGGACUGCCUACGGUCCAUUUUGCUCCGUCGAACCAUGCAUUACGAAUAUUGAGUAUGAGUUUGGAGAUACUUGGGGUGAGAUAACUCUGAAUUGCGGAAGGCCUGGGGCCGGCGUUUGUAACAUCACUGGGGAGUCCACCGGCGAAUGCUCAUGCAAUCCCGAUUAUGAGCUUUUGCCACCAACUUCUGAGCAUCCAGAACUGGCCAAAAUUUGCGUCAAUACAGGGUGCAUCGACAAUGGAGUAUACUGUGGCGGAGACCUGGCCGCAGUUUGUGGUAUAUCCAGAGCCGUGGCUACGUGCCUAUGCAGCCAGGCAUUCGAGGCCGUGAACAACACAUGUGUGCCGAAGAUGUGCUAUGCGCCGAAUCCAGACGGGAUGAUGGCCGUCUGUGGCGGCGUGGGAACGUGCGAAAAGGAAUCAGGCUCUAAUGUGUACUCUUGCAAGUGCCCCACGAGCGGCUACACAGCUGCUCAGAUGAAAUAUAACGGUAACACAGUCUGGACUUGCGCCCCGCAGAGCUGCGUCAAUGGCACAGACAGUAGCGCCACAGUGUGUGGAGGAACUACUGGGGGGUCUUGCGUAGGCUCCGGCGGGCAGUAUCGCUGUUCAUGUAGUGACGGAUUCUUCCUUAUCACCCCCACCCAGUGCGUCAGCAACAAUUGCCUCUCGCAGAAUAUGAAUGGUCAGAUUUCCGUUUGCAGCGGGGUAGGAACGUGUUCUGAGAGUACAAUGGGCAUGUUCACUGAGUACUACUGUACUGGCUGUACUACUGGUUUCAAAGCUAUAGAUGGAAAAUGCGUCAGCGAGAGCUGCUACUUCCAAAUCGAUUCCCUGAGCAAGUACUACGUUUGUGGAAAGCUGGGCAACUUCGGCGAGUGCGUGGGGACGGGUUCGGGAUUCACCUGCUCUUGCUCCUACGGCUUUUUCCUAGCCGAGAAAUACUGCGUCCCUAAUCAGUGCACAGAUAACCGCAGACACCCGGCAGAGUGUGGGGGCCAUGGCGAAUGCAAGCUUAAGAGCCUGGCCGAGUUCACCUGCGUUUGUAAUGCCAACUAUGAAACUGUCGACACCGAUGAGCUUGGACUUCACUAUUGUGUCGCCCAAGCUUGCAUGGUGAAGGAUAACGGAGUUGUUACAUCCAUAUGUAAUGGUCAUGGCUUGUGCAGGAAAGAUAGGUGUUCCUGUUAUGAAGGAUAUGCAGACGAUCCAUCUGCAUCAACUAAUGAUCCAACAGGAAACUGUACGGUUUGUGCUACUGGUUAUAAAGAGUAUCCUGCUCCUAACACUCUCACCGCCAUCGCAGCCAACGCAAACUGCGUCAAAAAUAACUGCGGCCGGUCGACUCAAGACGAUGACUGCGGCGGGUCCACUGUUGCCAAUAAUCCCUCCUGUGUGUACUCGUCUAAGACUUCGACCUAUGAGUGCUCUUGCAAGACAGGCCACUACUCUAACAAUGGAAUUUGUAAGGUCUCCAGCUGUACGGACGGCGACUCCACUGUAGAGUGCGGUGGCUCUCAAUUUGGCACGUGUGAUAACACAAACAAUAUAUGCACGUGCGUCUCUGGGAUGGUUUUGGUCAAGCCGUACCUUUGUGUCUCCCCGCGCUGCAUCUCCAACAGUGCAACGAACGAGGUCUGCAAUGGGCACGGAACCUGCGCAAUAAAUCCUCGCACGCAGAUAGCCGCCUGUAGGUGUACUGACGACUACGUUACAGCCAGGGACGGUCUGUGCUACCUCAGCACUUGCUUCAACGAUCCCGAGCAUUCUCAGCCAGUGGUUUGUGACGGUGCUGACAACAGCUGCAAUACAGGAGGUGAAUGCUCUUGCACACCGCCGUUCGUUAAAUUCGCUGGCCAGAACGGGUGCGUGCAUAGCAAUUGUAUCCAGAACGGGGUCGUUUGUGGAGGUCGCGGCGUGUGCCGUGCAAACCUUCUUUACACGCAGUACUCGUGUUUCUGCAAUGAUGAGUACAUCCUAGCGUCAGACGGAACAUGCCAGCCUAGGUCCUGCUCCCGAGACGGGGUGACCGUCUGCGACAACAACGGCACCUGCGAGGCGGAUGCAAGUGGCUCGACAUAUAGCUGUAAGUGCAAUGGUACAACUAUACUCUACAUGAAUGGCUGCGUUCCACGCGCCUGUUUCCCGCAAUACAAUCCUCGAGCAUCUCUUUGCGGAGGAAAUGGUCUAUGUGAUAUGUCAUCUGGGAUGUGCCAAUGCAAUAGCGACGCGUCGCUUACGGACGAACUUCUCUGCCAGCCAACCGACUGCGUUAAUCCUCAGUACUCGGCAACAGUGUGCACGAAUAACGGAGUGUGCAAUUCUGUCAGCAACGUUUGUUUGUGUGUCGAGGGAAGCUCUGGGAAGUACUGUGAGUCGUGUGCCUCCGGAUAUAAGAAGUACACUAGUAACGACGAGUACAACGGCAGGUGCGUCAAGGACUCCUGCGGAAGCAAGAAUUGUGGGACCCCAGGAAAAUGCAUCUUCGACUCCGACAUCAUCGAAUAUCGCUGCCUAUGCAAUGACGGGUUCUACUACAGCACAUCCGAGCAGGAGUGCCGCCGAUGCCUCAUGGAUAACUGCGUUACCUGCAACGGGGAGUCUUCAUGCGCCGUUUGCGAGGAUGGCUAUUAUUCCAACGGAGGGCGCUGCAGGGAGUGCGACGAUGAUUGUCGGACCUGCUCAGGACCAGAGGAGAGCCAUUGCUUGAGUUGCAUGCCGGGGAAGGUCCAUAGCACAGGGGUCGGUCCCGCAAAUUGCAUUGACGAGUGCAAGGAGAAUGAGGACGGAUGCGCGACGUGUGGCUCGGUGAUUGCGGGAAGCAGGUAUUGCUCCGUCUGUCGUGGACAGACCAGCUUCCCUCUCGAGGGUACCUGCCAUGCGAAGACCUCCCGGGCCGGCGACGCCUGCGAGAGCGUCGUGGCAGGCAGGUGCACCAGGUGCUUGGGAAACUACUUCCUUUACGAAGGCGGAUGUUAUAGUAGCAGUCGUCUUCCUGGGAGCCAAGUGUGUUCCGUGGUUCUCGGGGGCAACUGCCUGAAGUGUGCCGACGGGUACUAUAAGGCCGGGAGCGACGUCGAGCACGCAUGCGUGUCAUGCGAUGGUCUGAUGGAAGGAUGCACUAAGUGCAUGGCAAGCGGUUGCACAGAGUGCAAGGCUGGGUACUAUCCAGACACUUCCAAUGGACGGUGCAUGGAGUGCGCCAGCCCAUGCAAGACGUGUAACGGCGCUGGCGGUCGGUGCACAUCCUGCGCGAAAGGAUAUUUCGCUCAGUUCAUGGCCGAUGAUCUGAACAACUACGGUGAGUGCCGGAAUUGUAGCAACACCACCGCAGACAACGGGCUGGUUGGUGUGAGGAAUUGCAAGGAGUGCGUCGUUUUUGCAGUCGGAUCCCUUUCGCAACCGGAGAUGGUCCACUGUAGCGAAUUCUCCUCCGUCAAGUCGUCGGCCGGCGUCAUAGCGGGCUCUGUCAUAGCAGUGCUUCUUGUGCUAGGCGGAGUCAUCGGGUUCUGUGUCUGGUGGUUCCUGGUCCGCGGCAAGAAGGGUCAGGCAGCUCAGAAAGGACGACGUGGAAAGUCCUAUUCUGGCCGAAAGUAUGUGCGGACUGUUUCCGAUCCUGACAGCACGUCGUUGCUAUCCACAGACAUGACUAACUCGCUUCUUUAG